Molecule: messenger RNA, 1132 nt
Organism: Spirodela intermedia
Lineage: Eukaryota; Viridiplantae; Streptophyta; Magnoliopsida; Alismatales; Araceae
Source: the annotation of a GenBank genome assembly
AUGGCCGUCUCCCUGAAGCUCAUCGCGCUUCCUUUACUGCUAUCCCUCCUCGUUUGCGCCUCCCAGGCGCAGCUCUCCGCCAACUUCUACUCCCGUAGCUGCCCGAACCUGAAGGGGAUCGUCCGCGGGGCCAUGACCCAGGCCGUCAGACGGGAGCCGAGGAUCGGUGCCUCCAUCGUUCGACUCCUCUUCCACGACUGCUUCGUUAAUGUCCGUGACGUCCACAUCAUCAUCUUCUUCUUCUUCUUCUGCUUCACCUGUUGACGUGUUUGAUGAAACCCUACCAGGGCUGCGACGCGUCCAUCCUUCUGGACGACACGUCGACGUUCACCGGAGAGAAGACCGCACGGCCGAACAGCAACUCCGUUCGGGGCUUCAACGUCAUCGACGACAUUAAAACCCGCGUCGAAGCAGCCUGCCCCUCCACCGUCUCCUGUGCCGACAUCCUCGCCCUCGCCGCGCGCGACGGAGUGGCCCUGGUCUGCGCCAUUCCUCUUCUUCCCCACAGAACCCUAGCAGAGUCUCCUUCUUUCCUAAGCACUCAGAAGACAACUCUCUCAUCUCCUGUGGCUCGGUGCAGCUUGGGGGACCGUCGUGGACUGUGACGUUCGGCCGAAGAGACGCGAGGACGGCGAGCCUCAGCGACGCCAACAGCCAGAUCCCGCCGCCUUUUGCCAGCCUCUCCACCCUCAUCUCCUCCUUCUCCGCGAAGGGACUCAGCGCGGGGGAGAUGACCACCCUCUCCGGCGCUCACACCAUCGGCCAAGCUCGCUGCACCACCUUCCGUUCCCGCAUCUAUAACGACACCAACAUCAACGGCCCCUUCGCCGCCAGACUCCGCGCCAACUGCCCCCUCUCCGGCGGGGACAACAACUUGGCCCCUCUGGACCUACAGAGCCCCAAUGGAUUCGGCAACAGCUACUACCAGAACCUCCUGACCCAGAGGGGUCUUCUCCACUCCGACCAGGAGCUCUUCAAUGGCGGCUCGCAGGACGCGCUGGUCCGCCGCUACAGCGCCAACAACGGCCUCUUCUCCCGCGACUUCGCGGCGGCCAUGGUGAAGAUGAGCGCCAUCAGCCCGUUGACCGGCACCAACGGAGAGAUCCGGACAAACUGCAGAAGGGUCAACUGA